Ochotona curzoniae (black-lipped pika) is the source of this 4182-nucleotide messenger RNA. RefSeq names its product MAGUK p55 subfamily member 7-like. NCBI's taxonomy places the organism in Eukaryota, Metazoa, Chordata, Mammalia, Lagomorpha, Ochotonidae. Gene Ontology annotation, biological process: protein localization to adherens junction. The record is from RefSeq and is a predicted model, not a curated record. The transcript has 14 exons. Gene Ontology annotation, molecular function: protein binding. The annotation marks the transcript as partial. Gene Ontology annotation, cellular component: plasma membrane; cell-cell junction.
GCAAACUGACAGUCCUUUGCUUCUCUUCCAGAUUCAUGAGAAGCUGCACUGCUACGAGAAGCAGAGCCCCAGGCCCAUUCUGCACAGCGCUGCAGCCUUGGCCGGAGACCUGGCUGACGAGCUCCAGGGCAAGCCAUGCAGCCAUGAUGUCAGAGAGCUAUUGAAACUGCUGUCCAAACCCAGCGUGAAGGCCUUGCUGUCUGUACACGACACUGUGGCUCAGAAGAGUUAUGACCCUGUGUUGCCGCCCAUGCCUGACGACCUUGAUGAGGAGGAGGACUCCGUAAAAAUCAUCCGCCUGGUCAAAAACCGAGAACCGCUGGGGGCUACCAUCAAGAAGGAUGAGCAGACUGGCGCCAUCGUGGUGGCUCGGAUCAUGAGAGGAGGUGCUGCAGAUCGCAGUGGGUUGAUUCACGUUGGUGAUGAGCUCCGAGAAGUGAACGGGAUCCCAGUGGAAGACAAAAGACCCGAGGAAAUCAUACAGAUCCUGGCACAGUCUCAGGGAGCCAUCACAUUUAAGAUUAUACCCAGCAUCAAAGAGGAGACACCCUCCAAAGAAGGCAAGAUGUUCCUCAAGGCCCUGUUUGACUAUGAGCCCAGUGAGGACAAGGCGAUCCCGUGUAAGGAGGCCGGACUUGCAUUCCGGAAGGGCGACAUCCUUCAGAUCAUGAGCCAGGACGACCCCACAUGGUGGCAGGCGAGGCACGAGGGCGACGCCAACCCCCGGGCAGGCCUGAUUCCCUCCAAGCAUUUCCAGGAGAGGAGAUUGGCCCUGAGACGAACAGAGGUAUUAGUUCAGCCCCUGAAAGUCUCCAACAGGAAAUCAUCUGGCUUUAGAAGAAGUUUCCGGCUAAGUAGAAAAGAUAAGAAAACAAAUAAAUCCAUGUAUGAAUGCAAGAAGAGCGACCAGUAUGAUACAGCUGACGUGCCCACCUAUGAGGAGGUGAUGCCAUAUCGGCGACAGACGCACGAGAAGUACAGGCUGGUCGUCUUGGUUGGCCCCGUGGGAGUUGGGCUGAAUGAACUGAAACGGAAGCUGCUCAUCAGCGACACCCAGCACUACGGCGUGACCGUCCCCCAUACUACAAGAGCAAAACGAAGCCAGGAGAGUGAUGGCGUUGAGUACAUUUUCAUUUCCAAGCAUUUGUUUGAGACAGACGUACAGAAUAACAAGUUCAUUGAAUAUGGAGAAUACAAAAACAACUACUAUGGCACCAGUAUAGAUUCGGUGAGGUCUGUGCUUGCCAAGAACAAAGUUUGUUUGCUGGACGUUCAGCCCCAUACGGUGAAGCAUUUAAGGACACUCGAAUUCAAGCCGUAUGUGAUCUUUAUAAAGCCCCCGUCUAUAGAGCGACUCAGAGUGACAAGGAAAAAUGCCAAGAUCAUUUCUAGCAGGGAUGACCAAGCAGCUGCGAAGCCCUUCACGGAAGAAGACUUUCAAGAAAUGAUUAAAUCAGCACAGAUAAUGGAAAGUCAAUAUGGCCAUCUUUUUGACAAAAUUAUAGUAAAUGAUGAUCUCACCACGGCAUUUAAUGAGCUGAAAACAACUUUUGACAAAUUAGAGACAGAUACCCAUUGGGUCCCAGUGAGCUGGCUGCAUUCAUAACUAGGAGGAAACUCCAGCAUCAUCUUGUCUUUUUGAUUGAGUGCAUGAUUACAUUAGUUGCCGUUUUGGUGGUGGGGUUUUUUUUUUCCGUCGGUGUCACUGUCACAGCUGGUUUUUUGUGUAUGUCUCUUACAGCCUUAUUUGAAACACAAUGAGUGAAUUUAAGAUCCAGAAUCAAAAUUUGCACAGUACUGUUUUUCACGCACAAUGUGGAGCCUCCUUGUCAUCCUUAGUAGAAAAAUCCAGUGGGAGGCUGGAUUUUUUUUUCCCUAAAGAACUGCAGCUGGAGACUUGGGGUACGCUGGUGUCCGGCGCGUCUUCCCAUCCCCAAGGUGGGCCCGACCAUCCAAGCCUGCCUGUUAGCCACAGACGCCUUAACGAGUGGCCUUGGCACUACUCCACCCAGCCGGGAGCACUCGGCUGCUUCCCAUGUGGCACAAAAUAGAUGGGCAGAGCUGACCACGAGGCAGAUGGCACACCUGGCCCUGGCGUUUACAGGGCUGCGUUUUAAAGAUCCUUCUUGAAGGAUCCUUCUUGAACGUUGACCUUAAGUAACUGCCAAGUGACAGCUUGAGAAGUCCUUAGGGGCACAUGGCUGCAAAUAUUUAAUAAGGGAAAAUGCGUUUUGUUUUUUUUUUUUAAUCAUGAGAUGUGCAACUAGCAACCCUCCCUUCAGGCAUUCAUUGUAAGAAGAACAAUAAUACGUUGGGGCAGUAGAUGAUGACAGUUUUUAUCUCUAACUCCUCACGGAGACCCCUUCUGGGGCCACCCAAACCGUUAGUUGUGUUUGAAGUGGCUUUAGACUUUCCCAGUGUAUCUGACAGCCUGAUCCCCACCCCGAAGCCCGUGUCGUGACUCAAGAGGAUGCCAUCAUUGUGUAGGUCUGUGCGAUGAGUGAUGCCCCAAACAUGUCAAUUUCAUUAGGAUGUGCUUUAGAAAAUUCUUGACGUUUGUGUUAACUUUUUUUUUAUCAGCAAAACAGUUGUUCAUGCCAGCCAGAGCUAUUGUUAGAGAUCCAGGAGAGACGCUUAAUGAGCUGAACAUUGGGCGGGGUCGUUCCUUUCCCUUCACUACUGCUGAGCUGCAAGUGAAUGGUACCGUUCAGCCUGUUGGAAAUCCGCACAUUCUAACGACAGGUUAGAAUGUGUGUUGCAUCUGUGAGUUUCAUACAGAAAGAAAUUAUUUUUUGUUGAUCUAUAAAGAGAGUUUAAAUGUCAUGUUUAAAGAAAAAUAGAAUGUAGCUAAAUUUUAUAUAUUUAUGAACUGUUUGAAAGGCAUAUUUUUUUAAUGAUCAGAUGAGGCUAUUCAUAAAAUAAAUUGAUUAUAUGUAAAGAUGUCAUAAUUUAAGAUAGUUUUCUAAUUGGAGGUCAACAUUCCAUGUAAAUACUGACAUAGCCACAAGUGCACUCUACUUGGUCGAAUCAGCCACUGGGCAUCUUCAGGGAGAAGAAGCACAUUUGGAGACGUGAGACGCAGUCACCAAUCACCCAGUGUCAUUUCACAUCAGCCGAGUUGUGAGUUCUGAGUUUCUCAGUGGCCAGAUCUGAUUUUUGAAAACCUGUCGUCCUGUGGCUGGUCUGAGAAGAGUACCAGUCUCGGUUCGGGUAGAGCGUUGGAUUUGUGAAACACUAACGAGGAUGUCCUCUAGUGGAAGACCUCUGCUACAAAGAGUGAAGGCAAUGUCAGCAGUCCUCUGAGGCACGCAGGCACAGGAGGGCUGAGUCUGCCCUCUGCAGCUGCGCUGAGGUCCUUUGUGAGUCCGUGUGCCCUGGCUCUUUGUUUCAAACCAGUUUCAGACUGGAAGCCCUGCCCUUCUCGAGAAAGCGGGUAGAGAUGGUGACGGCGAUGAGGCAGUGGCAAUCGGGUGUUAUAAAAAUGAAACUGUCCUCAACUUUCUCCCUUCUUAGACCAGAUCUAAAGUGGUAUUUUCUUAAGUAAUAGAAAGAAAGCGCUUUGGAGAAAUCAGGUAGUGUAAUAGACACUGCUUCCUAAAUGGUUUCCUGUGGCCAUCUUCCCGGCUACACAGAUUUCAUUCCAAUCUAAUGGACAGGGCUAGCUCAGAGGGCGGGCCAGGAACCACUCAUACACAAAGGCCUCCGAUUCUGUGCCUUCCUCCUCCACAAAUACACACUGAGAUGAGCAGCGUCCCCUUGUCCUGGCAGCCUCGCCAGCCACCAUCGGAGGAAAGAGGUAUAUUGACUUGGGCAAGCCCUGCAUCGAACAUUCAAACCAAGAAGGAAAUUCUGUGCUCCCAUGAAUGCUAAACCAGAGUUGGUGAGAAACAAAUGGAAAAGGUGACGUUGGCAUUCUGUUUUUCAACCUGGAUUUGCCUGAUCACGAUGGCAGCUCUCCCUGAGAGUUUCCGAGGCCGACGUUCCAGGGACCAGAUGAUGACAGAGUGUCUAAAAGCGGAAUCGUUCACAAUGGACAACGACGAUAAGCCUGUUGGGGUUACAGGCAUGCCAUCCAAGUCUUCCCAAAGACCUUAGUACUUCCUUUCUUUCUGAGAAGCAAGAAUGUAUAAUUCAAUGUAAUGGAAAACCUUACAUCUUAAUAAAAUUGUGUCUUCAAAGGAU